AUGCACCGCGAAGUCCGCGGCUUCAACUCCAACGCUAUGCGUAACGUCCUCUCCUCCCACAUCCGCGAACUCAACUACCACGGCUCCAUAGGCUUCAGCCUCGUCAUCUCCCAAGGCUCCAUCACAAUAUACUCUCCGCACUGGAUCAACCGACUCCGCACAAACAAUUUCGUCUGGUGGGUUAUCGUCCUCCUCCAGCUCUGGAUUAUCACGUGGCCGGUUAUCUUCUUCAUGGAGAAGAGGUACGAAGUCGUCCACACGCGCUGGAAUGCGUCGCUUGUACCGGAGUCGGACUCUCCGCUGGCCAAGUGCUACGCGUUCGGUCGCGAUGAGUCUUCUCUGGCGGAGUACUGGGCUCCGGCUGUUAAACAGGCGGCUUGGACUCGGCGGCACGGCCAAGGUAAUCUUUUGACGAGGAUGGAUGCGGAUCGCUUGCAGGGGUACAGUACGCGGCAGCUGCUUGGUCUUCGUGAAGCUAGUUCGGACACUGAGCGCGAGCGCCGGGCGAGGGUUAACAAUGGUGAGGCUGGGUUUGCUGAUAAUGUUGUGAGUCUGGUGAGAGGGCUUGGAGAGGUCGGGCAGGAUUGGAGGUUUUCUGCGGGAUGGGGUGGUAACCGUGGGUAA
Penicillium mononematosum is the source of this 624-nucleotide messenger RNA. RefSeq lists its product as uncharacterized. Bases 1 to 624 code for a protein of 207 amino acids. The transcript has a single exon. The record is from RefSeq and is a predicted model, not a curated record. Lineage: Eukaryota; Fungi; Ascomycota; Eurotiomycetes; Eurotiales; Aspergillaceae.